Molecule: messenger RNA, 676 nt
Organism: Centruroides sculpturatus (bark scorpion)
Lineage: Eukaryota; Metazoa; Arthropoda; Arachnida; Scorpiones; Buthidae
Exons: 3
Coding region: 110-484 (124 amino acids)
Source: RefSeq, a predicted model, not a curated record
AAAUUUUCUUUCAUCUUCAUUUAUAUCUUCAUAACAAAUGAACUCAACAAUUGACUUUAUAUUGUUUUGCACUUUUUGUUAUGAAGAGUGCGAUUUUGAGAUUUCGUGAAUGUAUUUUGAUUCUUCUGAGUAUCCUCCCUUGGCUGAUCCCUUCGGUUUUAAAGAGAAUGAGAUACGGAAAAUUAGGCAUUUUCUCAGUAUCUUCCACACUGUGCCACAGGAUACAACCAACUGCCGUGACAUUGCACGUCCUCUACUGAAGCUUGGAUAUUUAUUGACUAUUCACCCAAUAACUGUGGAAACAUCUUCAACAUGUGAAAUGAUAGGUUUAUGUCCUCGACCAGACGUUCAAUUUCCUUUAUCGAGUGAUCAUUCAUCCUUUCUUGUAAAGUCCAUGGUCCUCGGCAUAAAUUCCCAAAAUACAAAGUCUUCUACGUGUCUUGAAAUGUUACCACACCAGAUUGGAUCGCAUUUAAAUUGCUAAAUAUACUAUACAACGUUGAAUACAUACUUGAUAUGUAUCUAUAGGAAAAUUUACAGCUGAUAACCUUGGAUAAUUUAACUACAUAUUCUUCUCUAUAAAUCAUUUCUCUUAUAAAAAAAAAGUUAUUUAACGAAAGAAAUCGUUAGUUUAAUUUAAAAUCAAUCAUCUAAACAUUAUUAUUUAGUAUCUACA